Molecule: messenger RNA, 3781 nt
Organism: Episyrphus balteatus (marmalade hoverfly)
Lineage: Eukaryota; Metazoa; Arthropoda; Insecta; Diptera; Syrphidae
Product: heterogeneous nuclear ribonucleoprotein U-like protein 2
Exons: 9
Coding region: 113-3613 (1166 amino acids)
Molecular function (GO): protein binding
Source: RefSeq, a predicted model, not a curated record
AGUUUCCAGUCUUGGUAUAGUUUGUCGAUGGACGAAGCCUUGUUCGGUUAAGCGAAACGAAAUAUAUAUAUUGUUCGAUUGUUAUUUUUAUCUUUAAAUAUAAUAACUGACGAUGGAUGUCGCAAAAUUGGAAAAAUUGAAAGUUGCCGAACUCCGAAAUGAAUUGCAAAUGCGUGGUUUGGAUACAAAAGGUGUAAAAGUUGUUCUUAUUGAACGGUUGAAAACCGCCAUUGAUAAUACACCAGUUGAAGGUGGUUCUUCUGAAAUUAAUGAAGUCUCAACACAGAGCAGAAGAAGUAGAAGAACCCGUUCUAUGACACGUUCUGCAUCACCAUCUCCAGUUAUUAAAAAUGAACCAAAGCUCGAACCGGUGUUUGAAGAAGAUGGUUCUUCUGAAAUAAAUGAAGUCUCAACCCCUAGCAGACGAAGAAGAAGAACCUGCUCUAUGACAUGCUCUCCAUCACCAUCUCCAGUUAAAAAAAUUGAACCAAAGCUCGAACCGCUGUUUGAGGAAGAAAAAAUAGAGCUUAUAGAACUAAAUUUGAUAAACAAGGAUGUUGAAAAUAUUUCUGAAGAGAAAUGUCAAGUAUCUUUUAACAACGAAAAAGAUGAUAGUGAAGCUAACACGAAUGAACAAGAUAAAGAAAGCCAAGAAAAUAAUGAAGCUAUUGUUUCGUGUGUAAAAACUAAAAAAACAAACGAAAUAUCAACUUCAGAUUUUGAUUUGACACCAGAGAAAAAUGCACCUGAUGAAAACACGGUUGAGGCAAUGGAUGUGGAAAAAGUUCUAGAAAAUUCAAAAAAUGAUUCUCAUAAAAAUGAGAGCGAUUCUAAAACAGACGAGAACGAUGGAACUCACACCGAAAAAAAAGAAAAGCGUUUAAGUCGUAAGAGAACAUAUUCAAAGUCAAGAUCCCGCAGUCGCAGCAGGUCCCAAUCAAAAAAGUCGCGCUCUCGAUCUCCAAAAGUUAAGAAAAGUACAAGUGCAAUUAUGAAAAACAUAGAUGAAUCGACGAACGAGGAGGAUGAGCCGGUAAUUGAGGACAAACAGUUUGGACUAAGUUGGGUUGAUUCCGAUUUGCAUCUUACAAUUGAUCCAGUGACUUUUACUUCGGCGAAACCAAUGUCAGAAGAAAUUUAUUCCCUGGUAUGGUCUGGAACUCGUACAAACUAUGGAGUACGUGAAGGAAAAGUAUGUUAUGAAGUGCGCUUGGCUGAAGAAACAAAUGCUAAUCAGUUUAAAGAUGAACCGUUCAUAAGAGGUUUACGUUGCGGCUUUUCAACAACAAAGACGAGUCUUUUAUUAGGAGAAGGAGAAAACUCUUUCGCUUAUUGUGAAAAUGGCAGAAAAGCACUAAACGGAGAAUUCACUGGUUAUGGCAAACCAUUUAAAAUAGACGAUGUUAUUGGAUGUUAUUUAGACUUAGACAGCACUCCUUGCACUAUUCAGUUUACAUUAAAUAGCGAAGAACUUGGGACAGCAUUUGAAUUUAACAAAGAAAUACUAGGUGAUGAGGACGCAUUAUUCCCACACAUUCUGGUUAAAGGCUACGAGGUUUCAUUAAACUUUGCUGAUAGCGAGAAUCUGCUUUGCAAUAUGGAACGUCCAAAAAGUUUGCUUUUGGGAAAGGAAAAGUCUCGCAAAGAUAUUUUAAUUUCCGAGGAUAACAAUGCGAAGGAUAUCAAAAAUACUGAAGAUAAUUGGGAAAUCGUAGAUGAAGUCAAAAUAGAUGAUUUUGAGAACGAUGAUGAUAAAAAGGAAGACGGCAAAAAAACCGCUGAAAUUGAAAGUAAAGAAACGCACAGCGAAAUAGAAAAAUCAAAUGAAAAAGAUGCUGUCGAAGUAGAAGUGAAAAAUAAAAAUAAAAUUGAUGAAUCCUCUGAUAUCAAAGAAUUAGAAGUUCACUCAAAUCAAAACAAAAUUAAUGAUCAAAAUCAAGGCAAUCAAAGUAAGGAAACAUUUUUUGAACUUCAAGAUGCAAAAGAAAAUGGAAACAAAAUUUUUGACAAAAAAAAAGAAAACAGAGAUUCAAAAGACUCGAGCCAGGAUAUAGCGGUGGAAAAAAUUGAGUCAGAAGAAAGAAAGGAAAUGGUUUUACUGCCUGGAUAUGAAUUGAUUGCCUUAACUUUAGAAGAUAAAUUUAUAAGCGGACCACAAAGGCCAGAUAGUCGUAAGCAGUGCGAAGUUUAUCUCUUAGUUGGAUUACCCGGGUCAGGAAAAACGCAUUGGACCCUAAACCAUAUUAAAGAGAAUCCCGAGAAGCGCUAUCAUGUUAUAGGAGCCGACAAUCUCAUUUCUAAAAUGACGAUUGAUGGUAAACCACGAAAACAUCUGCACAAAGGAAAUUGGGAGAGAGUGUAUGAAUUCUGUUUACAGAGUUUGUCUGCGCUGGAAGAAAUAGCUACGAAAAGACGUCGAAACUACAUCCUUGAUCAGACGAAUGCAUUCGCAUCUGCUCAGCGACGUAAAAUGAAAGGUUUUGGAGACUUCAACCGUAAUGCUGUAGUUUGUAUACCAAGCGAGGAAGAAUUAAAAAAGCGCAACCAAUUGAGAACAGAGGCAGGCACUGAAAAUACAAUAAGAGAAUCAACGCUUAAUAAUUUAAAAGCAAGUUUUACCUUACCAUCACUUGAGUUUGGUUGGUUUGACAACAUAUAUUACACUGAUUUGAAAGACGAUGAAGCCAAAAAUGAAGUGAAACGGUACAACGAAAAAGGAAGAAAAGAUAUUGAGGCUUCGCGUGACCCUCGAGUAGCACGUCGUGAAAAUCGGUCACGUGAAUCAAGACGGCGGCACGAAGAAUUAAGAACCUCACGCUGGAAGGCUAAUAUUAACGAACGGCGUGGCGGAUCAGGGAACCGUUGGGGUCCAUCAUCUCGUGGAUCAUCUGCUUCGUGGGUCGACGAUAGAGGAUAUGGCGGCGGGCGUUCUUAUGAUAAUCGCAAUAAUCGGUAUAGCAGCGGUGGUGGUGGUUGGGUUAACAAUAAUCGUAAUCGUUAUGAUGACCGUUUUGGUGGUCGAUCAGGUGGAAAUAAUGGGGGUGGUAGCAGGAACCAUGAUUCAUAUUGUGGCGGGUCUAGAGAUCGUGGUCGUGGCCGCAACGGCGAAAACGGUUUUAAUGCGAGCCGUCGAGAUGGUAGUUAUCGGUCAGCAAAUAAUCAGCGGGAUUUUCGGUCUGGCCACCGCGACAAUCGUACCGAAGAUAAUCGCGGUGGCUUUGAGCGAUCGAAGUAUUCUUCGAAUGAAGAUGGCUAUGCUUAUCAUAAGCUCAGUGGACAUCAAAGCAGUAGUUCAUCGCAGGGUAAAUGGAUGCAAAUGCAAGGAGGUGAAAAUUGGGUUGGUCAACAACAGAUGCAACAGCAGCAAUACUGGGGUUACGAUCAGUCUCAGAGAUAUGAAAAUCAACAACAGGCUCAAUGGACUAUAAACAAUGCCGAUCCUAGACAACAGCAGUGGGUCAAUUGGUAUAAGAAUAACUCUCAACAACAGCAAGGCAAUAUAAUGUCUAAUAAUUCCAGUCAACAGUAUUGGUCACAGUACUCAUAUCCCAACCAAGACGGCACAAACGUUAUGAACUCUCGUUCAUCCAUGGAUGGAUCUUUAAAAAAAUAAAACCAGCGGCAUAAGAUAAGUUCAGUGCUCAUAAAAAUAAAUCUUGUAUAUUUGCCUGAAUCAAAAACAAAAAACAUAAAUAUAAAUAUAAAUAAAUAUACAAAUAAAUCAUGUUUUUCAAAUGAAAUGUAUGAAAAUAACAAAAAAUGUUUAUAUACUUCAAUUUAA